Molecule: messenger RNA, 2191 nt
Organism: Arabidopsis thaliana (thale cress)
Lineage: Eukaryota; Viridiplantae; Streptophyta; Magnoliopsida; Brassicales; Brassicaceae
Product: Ypt/Rab-GAP domain of gyp1p superfamily protein
Exons: 9
Coding region: 499-1560 (353 amino acids)
Source: RefSeq, marked reviewed
GUUCCUAAAACUUUAUGAAUCAUAAAUUCAUAAUCGUCGUGAUAAAGCCUCUAAUUACCCAAAAUCGUGCUCAAUUUAGAAAAUAGAAUCUUUUAGUUGUCACCAAACUUAGCAAGUUGGCAUAACCACCAUUUAAUCAUAAUAAUACUCUCUCGACGGCGUCGUUUCGUGCUGGCUUCACUUGAAUUAUUAUUUUUCUGGCUGGACUCAUAUUUUCUCCGGCAAGGAAAAAAGAAAAACAUCACUUUCUUCAAGCGGAUGAAAAAUUCAAAGAUUGAGUCACCACCACCAUAGUAAUAUACGCGUAUGAGUUCCCAGAUGUGAUCUCCAUCCAACGUUGUAUUUCUUUCGUUUUGGUUAUCUUCUUCGGUUCCAUCGAAUUCCAACAAUUCCCAUCGAGGAAUUUGGUUACGAAUCUUUUGAUCUGACUAAACCUAGGGAGCUUGAUCACAAGGAGACUGAAACCAAUGCUAGGAGGAGUCUCUUCAGGUUAGUAGAAUGAGUAGAAAAAGAACGGAAAAUGGCAGUGAAUCAGGACCAGCCACUUCUCAUGUUCCUGUGGAUAGAUUCGGGUUUCUCAAGCAAGAACAUGCCAAUUCGCCUGAGCGUUUUAGCAAGUCUAAAACUACAUCAUCCACUGAUCAUGACAGAGAGGAGAGAAAGGUGAGAAAAUGGAGGAAGAUGAUUGGGGUUGGAGGGAGUGAUUGGAAGCAUUAUGUUAGGAGAAAACCUAAUGUUGUCAGAAGGCGUAUACGAAAAGGGAUCCCUGAUUGCUUACGAGGUCUUGUUUGGCAGUUAAUCUCAGGAAGUCGAGACCUUUUGCUUAUGAAUCCUGGUGUUUAUGAGCAAUUGGUGAUUUAUGAAACAUCUGCAUCAGAGCUUGAUAUCAUUCGAGACAUAUCCCGUACUUUCCCAUCACAUGUUUUCUUUCAGAAGAGACAUGGACCUGGGCAAAGAUCCUUGUACAAUGUCCUUAAGGCAUACUCAGUUUAUGACAGAGAUGUCGGAUAUGUUCAGGGGAUGGGGUUUAUAGCCGGUUUGUUGCUUCUCUAUAUGAGCGAAGAAGAUGCCUUCUGGUUAUUAGUUGCAUUACUUAAAGGAGCUGUUCAUGCUCCAAUGGAAGGACUGUAUCAUGCAGGGCUUCCCCUUGUACAGCAAUACCUGUUUCAGUUAGAAAGCUUGGUAAAAGAGCUAAUUCCGAAGCUCGGAGAACAUUUUACUCAAGAAAUGAUUAAUCCGAGUAUGUAUGCAAGUCAAUGGUUCAUCACCGUCUUCUCAUACUCAUUUCCUUUCCCUUUGGCUCUACGGAUAUGGGAUGUGUUUCUCUCCGAGGGUGUUAAAAUCGUGUUCAAAGUGGGCUUAGCAUUGCUCAAGUAUUGCCAAGAUGAGUUGGUAAAGUUACCGUUUGAGAAACUAAUACAUGCUCUGAAAACUUUCCCGGAAGACGCAAUGAAUCCGGAUACCUUGCUUCCAUUGGCUUACUCUAUCAAGGUAUCAAAGCGUUUGGAAGAACUGACACUGGAGUAUCAGAAGACUAAUGCCAAACCGGUUCAACCGUAGGAAAUCCGGUUGGCAAUAACCUGAACCAGAAGUUGGAUUCGAAUUCGUUUUCUCAUCUUAUCUUUUCUUGUUGGAAUAUAUUCUUUUUUCAUCAUAUUGUCAAGUUGGGUGGGAAUUUCUUAUCAGAAGCUCUCUGAUUGUUUUUAGCAAUUUCGUGGAAAAGAAGAAGGCAUGCUCCAGCUGAUGUAUAGAUAGAGAGAGAGACCAGUGUUCCUAGAGAGAUAUCACUAAUGUGAAAAGUAAAUCAUAUUGUUUAAAGGUAUUUUUAUUCUUUAAGGUUCAUGGUACCAAACUAGUCCAAAAUCUCAGAAUUUUAAAUACGACUUAUGGUUGAACAAAAAAGAUUUGGAAUAAAUAAUUACACACUGGUCAAUAGUGAUUGGUUAUAAUUUUGAUACAUUUUAUUUGUUGAUUUUUGACAAAUGGUGGACAUGAGUCAUGAGUGAGUCACGGGGAGGCCCAAUUUUGUCAUGUAGUGGAGCAGUUGAGAGCCUUUGAGAAAUAGAAUUUGAUUCUUUUAGGCCCCACGGCUACGCUACCGUGACAGCUCGCCUCGAGUUAUCCGCUUCAACGGCACACGUAUCUUCUAAACACGUGUCAAUCUUUGAUUGGUUAAUAUAGCGUGUUGGCC